Molecule: messenger RNA, 1209 nt
Organism: Cylindrotheca closterium
Lineage: Eukaryota; Bacillariophyta; Bacillariophyceae; Bacillariales; Bacillariaceae
Source: the annotation of a GenBank genome assembly
AUGUUCUCCCGGAGAAACCAUCCUAGGAUCCUUCAAUAUGAUGCCGAAUCUAAUUCUGUGACGACUCAGAACCUUGAAACGGUCCCAAAUCUCGAACCUACCAAAGCGCCCAAAGAAGCUGGUUCCUCGAGCUCCGAAGAAGACGAGUACGAACCGACCUGUCAACCAAUGCAUGAAUGGCAGACGAGAACGUUUCCUGUCUGCAACAAUGUUCAUGAAGUGAAUAUGAGACCUGAAAGUGGUUCAGUAGUAUUCAUCAACUGUGGUGGGUCUCGCUGUGCAUUCAAGAUUCUCGAUAAUGGUAACGACUGGGUCGUUUUGAAGAUACCAAAAUACAAGAAAGAUAUUGAAGAGCGAUCAUUUGAGAAAGCAAGAAAGGACGGCAUGGCCAUGGAGAGGUUACAAGCAUCGCCAUAUGUCUUGGAUAUUUUUGGAUUUUGCGGCCUUUCACAAGUUAUUGAACCUGGUUUGGAUGGCGGUGCCACACAUGACUUGAUAAAAACGACACGUCUCCGGGGCGAGGAUACGCUACCUGUGGUGGACAAACUGAAGAUUGUCUAUCAACUUGCUUCCGGAGUGGCAGAUAUGCAUACUUUUGAAAAUGAUGGUCUAGUGUCACUUGUGCACAAUGAUAUCUGCUGUCACCAGUUCAUUUUUGUUGACGGUAUCUACAAACUGAACGACUUUCACCUGGCUCAUUUCCAGACAAAGAAUAAAACUUCGCACGAAGUCUGCAAAGCCUACAAUGGUUACAGUGAUCAUUAUAAACUGAUACGAUCGCCCGAAGAGAUUUCUCUCAAAGUGAAUCGUCCAAGAAAUCAAAACGUCCUUUUGGAAAAGAGUGACGUCUACACUCUUGGGAACGUAAUGUAUUAUAUUUUGACAAUGAAAUGGCUUUUUGAAACCCAAGGCGUGAGUAAAGGAAUAAAAGAGUUGAUGCAAGGGCGACGGUCGCCAUUUCCCGAAAAGAUUUUGAAAAGCUCGGAUCGUGGCAUUCGAGCGAUCAGAAAGGCGAUCGAGAUGUGUUGGAAACAUGAUCCCGAACAAAGACCUUCAGCUGACACGGUGAGAAACUUCUUAGGCAACGAACUGAAGGCCGUACUAGGUGUGGAAGAACUUGGUGUCGUCCGUGUCACAUCAAUAAGCCCUUUGCCAGAAGGAUACAAGUACACGGAUGGUGAUUUCAGAACCAUGUUCUAUGAUGACUAA